AUGAGCAAGGUGUUGUCGAGACAACGAGCGAGUCACUACGUUUUCCAAGGGGUCCUGAACGCAGCGCCCCGGGUGGGCGGUACCGGUUUCGCGUCCGAUUCCUUCUCAGCCGGUUCGCUUCGUCCGCCCGCUCACUGCCGCUGCGCCGCGUUGGAAGGAAACGCGCAGUUCGUGACUCCCCGGUCCAGUAUUUGAAAGUGCUCUUCGGUCGAGAUGGCGGCCAUCAGGAAGAAGUUGGUCAUCGUCGGGGACGGCGCCUGCGGGAAGACUUGCCUGCUGAUCGUGUUCAGUAAGGACCAGUUCCCAGAGGUCUACGUGCCCACCGUCUUUGAGAACUACAUCGCCGACAUCGAAGUGGACUGCAAACAGGUGGAACUGGCGCUGUGGGACACGGCGGGCCAGGAGGACUACGACCGAUUGCGACCGCUCUCCUACCCCGACACGGACGUCAUCCUCAUGUGUUUCUCCAUCGACAGCCCCGACAGUCUGGAGAACAUUCCGGAGAAGUGGACGCCUGAAGUGAAGCACUUUUGUCCCAAUGUCCCCAUCAUCCUGGUGGGCAACAAGAAGGACCUGAGGAACGACGAGAACACGCGCAGAGAGCUGGCUAAGAUGAAGCAGGAGCCGGUCAAGUCCGACGAAGGCAGGGACAUGGCCAACCGGAUCGGCGCCUUCGGCUACUUGGAGUGCUCGGCCAAGACCAAGGACGGCGUGCGGGAGGUGUUCGAGAUGGCCACUCGGGCCGCCCUGCAGGUCCGCAAGCGGAAGAAGAGGAACGGCUGCCGGCUGCUGUGAACGGGUUGGGAGGGGGCUCGCGUGCCGAACGGACGGCGCCGGAGGAUGGUUCCCCCCCCCACCAUGCCUGGAUUUCUUUUGGGGUGGGGCCCAAACGCGGCGGAACCUUCCGUCGGUGGAUUCUGCGGACCUUUCAGUUUCGCCGCCGCUGAAAAUGAGACUGACUCGUCGGUCGAGGCCAAAGGCGUCGUCGGCCUCGUCGGGCUUUUCCUCUGCGUGCCACUCGGACCGACCGACCUCCAUCUUUGUUUUUCUAUUUGUCAAUUUGCUUUCAAAAAUAUAUAUUAGUUGCCUCUGCAA
This is a messenger RNA of Syngnathoides biaculeatus (alligator pipefish), 1095 nucleotides long. Its product is annotated as rho-related GTP-binding protein RhoA-D-like. NCBI's taxonomy places the organism in Eukaryota, Metazoa, Chordata, Actinopteri, Syngnathiformes, Syngnathidae. The transcript is spliced from 5 exons. Gene Ontology annotation, cellular component: neuron projection. The coding region runs from base 214 to 795 and encodes 193 amino acids. Gene Ontology annotation, molecular function: GTPase activity; GTP binding. The record is from RefSeq and is a predicted model, not a curated record. Gene Ontology annotation, biological process: small GTPase-mediated signal transduction.